CCAAACCACUCCCAAAUUGUCAAGCUUCUUCGUUCAUUUGAAAGCAGAGGAUAUUUGCUUAGUUUCUUUUCAAAAGAAAAUACAAAAAAAAAGAAGAAGAGAAGAAAAGAGUGAGAGAUGGAGAUGGAGAUGGAGAUGGAUAUGGAAAUGAAACAAUCAAAAUUCAAGAGUAUUUGUGUGUUUUGUGGGAGUAGUUCCGGAAAGAAGAGCAGUUACAGAGAAGCUACUAUUGAGCUUGGCAGGGAAUUGGUUUCAAGAAAUAUUGAUCUGGUUUAUGGAGGAGGUAGUAUUGGAUUAAUGGGCUUGAUUUCUCAAGCUGUUUUUGAUGGUGGCCGCCAUGUCAUUGGAGUGAUUCCCAAGACACUCAUGCCUAGAGAGAUAACUGGAGAGACCGUGGGGGAAGUUAAGGCAGUAGCAGACAUGCACCAAAGAAAGGCAGAGAUGGCUAGACAAUCUGAUGCCUUCAUUGCCUUACCUGGUGGCUAUGGAACUCUUGAAGAACUCCUUGAAGUCAUAACCUGGGCCCAACUUGGAAUCCAUGAUAAACCAGUGGGAUUGUUGAAUGUGGACGGCUACUACAAUUCCUUGUUGUCAUUCAUUGACAAAGCAGUGGAGGAAGGUUUCAUUUGUCCCAACGCCCGCCAUAUCAUAGUCUCUGCUCCCACUGCUAAAGAGUUGGUCAAAAAGAUGGAGGAGUAUGAACCUCAGCAUGAAAGAGUCGCUUCAAAGCUAAGUUGGGAGAUGGAACAGUUAGGGUACCCUGCAAAAUGUGAAAUCUCUAGGUGAGAGAGACUGAGACAUUGCCAAGGCAACAAAAUGCAGAUUCCAGGGAACUAAUUUUAGGAAAUCAAGAUGUUCCUGAAAUGGGAAUUUUUCCUUUUUUUCUCUUUUUUACUCAUUUUCUGAUGUAAACUACUACCCCCUCCAAAAAACAAAAAAACCCCAUUAACUCAUCAUUUGAAGCUUGACAUUUUGUUUCCAUUUGAAGUUGAAAUUUGAUUCAGUAAUGCUUCAACUUUGUGGCAAAGUUGCUGAUGAAAUGAAAAAAGAAAAUUUGUUUC
This is a messenger RNA of Theobroma cacao (cacao), 1061 nucleotides long. RefSeq names its product Putative lysine decarboxylase family protein (gene LOG1). The record is from RefSeq and is a predicted model, not a curated record. Gene Ontology annotation, molecular function: hydrolase activity, hydrolyzing N-glycosyl compounds. Gene Ontology annotation, biological process: cytokinin biosynthetic process. Gene Ontology annotation, cellular component: cytosol; nucleus. NCBI's taxonomy places the organism in Eukaryota, Viridiplantae, Streptophyta, Magnoliopsida, Malvales, Malvaceae.